AUGUUUUAUUUUACUUUUUUAGUUUUAAUUGGGUUAGUUUUAGGUUUGGUGGGGGUAGCUUCGAAUCCUGCUCCUUAUUUCGCGGCCUUGGGGUUGGUUGUGGCAGCUGCGGUGGGGUGUGGUAUUUUGGUUGGGCAUGGUGGAUCUUUUCUUUCUUUAGUUUUAUUUUUGAUUUAUCUUGGUGGGAUGUUGGUGGUGUUUGCUUAUUCUGCGGCAUUAGCUGCAGAGCCUUAUCCUGAGACAUGGGGGGAUUGGUCAGUGUUGUUUUAUGUAGUGGUUUAUAUUGCGGGGGUUUUAGUUGUGGGUGGUUUGGUGGGGGGUGACUGGUAUUCGUAUUCUUGGGUGGUUGUUGAUGAGUUUAAGGAUUUGUCCUUGCUUCGGGGGGAUUUUAGUGGGGUGGCACUUAUGUAUUCUUUGGGGGGGGCGAUGUUAGUGGUGUCGGGGUGGGUAUUGUUGUUGACUUUGUUUGUGGUGUUGGAGCUUACUCGGGGGCUCAGUCGGGGGGCUCUUCGUGCUGUUUAG
Acipenser ruthenus (sterlet) is the source of this 522-nucleotide messenger RNA. NCBI's taxonomy places the organism in Eukaryota, Metazoa, Chordata, Actinopteri, Acipenseriformes, Acipenseridae. The record is from the annotation of a RefSeq genome assembly.